Olea europaea var. sylvestris is the source of this 1362-nucleotide messenger RNA. RefSeq names its product plant intracellular Ras-group-related LRR protein 6-like. Bases 107 to 1144 code for a protein of 345 amino acids. The record is from RefSeq and is a predicted model, not a curated record. The transcript has 3 exons. NCBI's taxonomy places the organism in Eukaryota, Viridiplantae, Streptophyta, Magnoliopsida, Lamiales, Oleaceae. Gene Ontology annotation, molecular function: protein binding.
GCAAGUGUACAACUUGUGAAUUCAUAUCACACAUAUUCCUCACAACCCCAUCCCAACUACCUAUAGAUUCAAGAGAAUUGUACUCAUUCUGUGUCUAUAUACAAAGAUGAUGUACCAGCAGCAGCAACAAAUGAGGUUGGACAUGAGGAAGAGACAUGAUCAUGGUAGGAGAUCGAACCUCAUAGAAGAAGAAAAACUUGAAAUUGUUGAUCUAAGUGGGAUGUCUUUGGAGGUUCUCCCCAAUCCUCCUCUAAGCUUAGGAACCAUUUGCAAAUUAGAUCUCUCCAACAACAAUCUUCAGAAUAUUCCAGAGUCCUUAACAGCAAGACUCUUGAACGUGGUUGUGUUGGAUGUGCACUCGAAUCAGCUCAAAUCCCUACCAAAUUCAAUUGGAUGUUUGUCAAAGCUUAAGGUUUUGAAUGUAUCGGGCAAUCUUCUCCAAGCGCUUCCUCGGACCAUCGAAAAUUGUAGAUCACUGGAAGAACUAAAUGCAAACUUCAACAAGCUAAGCCAACUCCCAGACACUAUAGGAUUUGAGCUUCUCAACCUCAAAAAACUCUCUGUCAAUUCAAACAAGCUUGUAUUCCUCCCUCAUUCGACAUCCCACUUAACGAAUCUACGAGUAUUGGAUGCGCGUCUCAAUUGCCUUCGUUCCCUUCCAGACGACCUCGAAAACCUCAUCAACCUACAAGUCCUCAACAUUAGCCAAAAUUUCCAGUACUUGGCAACCCUUCCAUACUCCAUAGGCCUCCUCAUUUCUCUAGUCGAAUUGGACGUAAGCUACAACAAAAUCACGACCUUGCCCGAGUCCAUAGGUUGCCUCAAGAAGCUUCAGAAGCUCAGCGUCGAAGGAAAUCCGCUUGUAUCGCCUCCAAUGGAUGUUUUCGAGCAGGGAUUGCUGAUGGUGAAAGAGUACUUGUGUGACAAAAUGAAUGGAUCUCAUAAGAACUCCCCCAAGAAAAAAUCAUGGUUUCGAAAGUUGGCAAAAUGUAGUACUUUCAGUGGCGAAAAUAUACCCCUCGAUGAUAGAGAAGGUUACAUAAUGCAGAAUUAUAGAUCCAUUGAAGGCCUGGCAUCACCUAGAUAUAUGGGAAUGUUUUCUCCAAAAAGGCUAUUCUCACCAAAAUCCUACUUUUCUAGAUGAAGUUAAUUACAUGUUGUGGAUGCGAAUACAUAAUUUGUAAGUUUCGUAGUAUUGUGUUUUAAGAGUGCAAUAAUUUAGGCAUAUCGAAGUUGUAUAUUAAUCAUCUAAGACUGCUUUUUAAUACUCAAUUUCAGUAUUGUUAAUUAAUGGCUUGUACAAUUCGUGCUGAAAUGCUUGAUUGGUCCACUCAAGAAAUGGAAAUUGAAAACUUUCUGGUU